Molecule: messenger RNA, 295 nt
Organism: Ectocarpus sp. CCAP 1310/34
Lineage: Eukaryota; Phaeophyceae; Ectocarpales; Ectocarpaceae
Source: the annotation of a GenBank genome assembly
AUAUACGACACCGGUGUCGUACUUCCUUAUAUACGACACCUACCAUUUCUUGGCCCCCAGAGCUCCAAUCGGCGUACAACAAAAUGCGCUCCACGGCCCGCAGCUAUCAGCCCAUACCAUUUUGGGUCAAAUCGGCCAAGUGGUUGCGGAGAAAGAGCCGAAAAUAGGGGGCUCCGCAACUUACCGGGGGGGUGUCAGCGACGUUCCGGUCAUAACUCCUUGCACAGACAUCGCCUGAUCGCACGUAAACUCGCGAUGAGUAGAUAAGCUUAUAUACGACACCGCCCGUUUCUCG